AUGGUGUGGCGGACGGCUCUGAAAGGUGUGCUGUUCCUGCUCGGCUCGGUCUGCUACGCGCUGCUCGGCGUGCUGUCGCAGCUGUCCAAGUCGCCCGACGGGAGCUACGCCUACUCGAUGCCGGGCGUCGUGUUCACGGCGGAGGCCGUGAAGCUCUGCCUCAGCUUCGCGAUGCUGUCCGCGGAGCGGGGGUCGCUGCCCGCGGCCGCUGGGGCAGUCCUGGGCGGCCCGCUCGGGCACUGGCUUGCGUACGUGGUGCCCUCGCUGCUCUACUCCGUGAACAACAACCUGGACAUGCUGAACAACCAGCAUAUGGAUCCGGCCACCGAGCAGGUGCUGGUGCAGGGCAAGAUCCUGACCACGGGGAUCGUCUGGUGGCUCGUGUUCCGGGAGCACAUGCCGGCCCGCAAGUGGGCCGCCCUGGUGCUCCUCUUCCUGGGCACGGUGCUGACGGGCUGGCCGGCCUCGGACGACGGGGCGCCCGCGGAGCGGAAGAGCAUGUACAUAGACGCCACUGGAGUCUUCCUCGUCUUCGCUUACAUUUGGAUCAGCGCAUCCGCGGGUGUCUACAACGAGUGGCUCUACAAGCACGUAGGCAGGGAUGACAGCAUCCACGUAUCCAAUAUCCGAUUGUAUGCCAUUGGAUGCGUCGUCAAUUUUUCUGGGUAUAUGGCGAGUGCGUCUCCAAGCCAGGGCAUGGGCGGUGUGCUCACCGGCUUCAACAGGUACCCGCACGGCGAAUCGUUCCGGAAUCGAUUCUCCCUCCUGCCUCCACCUGCUUAUCCAAUGUGUUUUCUCCUGGAAGGCAGCGGCAGCCGACGACGAGCUCCAGGGGAAGCGGGAAGCAUCUCUCAUGCAGACACCAAGGGGUGA
This is a messenger RNA of Prorocentrum cordatum, 873 nucleotides long. NCBI's taxonomy places the organism in Eukaryota, Dinophyceae, Prorocentrales, Prorocentraceae. The record is from the annotation of a GenBank genome assembly.